GGUUAGGGGAGCAAUGAGGCAGGUUUGAGCAGUGGGGAAAGCUCUGAUUUUCAGAUUUGACCUCAUAGCAGUUGCUAUUGUAAUACUGUCCAAUGCUGACAGUGCAGGGCUUCAGGCUGAGGUAAGUUUGCCAAAUAGGCCAGACUGCUGAUUCAAAGCUUUUGUGAUUCACUUAAAUCGCAUUAACCCAUUCAUCUAGCUUGACAUACACCUGUGCCCAAAAAACAAAAAAAAAGUGCCACUAUCGUCCGCCUCCAAGGCACAGGUGUAGCAGCCAUGUCCACUGGCUCUGCGGCAAGCGACGCUGAGGACUAUGAGACAUGCUGCAGAGGGAGUGCAGACCCUUUGGAGAGGGCCGCGCGGAAGACUACCUGCUGUGAUCCGCACACGUACUCGGACGAGGAGCUGGAGGAGGACGGUGUGGACGCGCGGGCGAAGCAGCAGCAGCAGGAGCGCAGACCUUCUAGGACGCACCACAAGGACGCGCGCCAGUCGCAGAGAAACGCGGCCAACGCCAGGGAGAGGUCGAGGAUGCGAGUGCUGAGCAAAGCUUUCUCCAGACUAAAAACCAGCCUGCCCUGGGUGCCGGCGGACACCAAGCUGUCCAAACUGGACACGCUGCGCCUCGCCUCCAGCUACAUAUCUCACCUGAGACAACUCCUGCAGGAUGACAGGUUCGAGAACAGCUUUGCGCAUCCAGCCAGUCUGACUUGGCCGUUUAUGAUGACAGUCCGAGCAGAGGACCAAGACAUCUCAACUACUGUUAGACUUUGUGGAGCCACAGCAUAGAAACCACUUCUUACUUCUACUCAAACUGAAGAGAUUACCAAGAACAGAAAACCACUUCUUCCUCAUCUUUGGCCAUUGCUUUGUGUGUGUGCGUGUGUGUGUGUGUGUGUGUUUUGAUGUGGCAUGUGCAGGAUUGUGUUGUGCAUGUUUGCUGAAGUCACUAGGAUGGCAUGUUUACACUCUUGUAUUCAUUUAUAUUUGAUUUCUAUGGACACUGUAUUAAUGAAAAUUACUUCUGAUCACAAAACUGUAUCGAUGAUGCAGUGUAUAGUUUUGUGACCCUGUCUGUGAUAUACAAUAUCAGUGUGUUUAACAUUCUUUCUUUUCUGCAUGUAUUCGGGUACUUUUUUUUUGCAGGUAACAUAGUGCAGCUAUCCGUUUUGCUACUUUGAUUUGAAUAUACCAAGUAUUAAAAGGCCCACAGGUGCAGCAGCAGCAGCAGGAGGAGGGAAAUCUAUUUAUUGUGUUCAUGAUACUGUAUGUUGUAAAAUGUUUGCAUUUCAUAUAAAACAGUUUGAUGGUGAUG
Messenger RNA from Solea solea (common sole), 1315 nucleotides. It is a transcript of the gene msc, whose product is annotated as transcription factor 21. NCBI's taxonomy places the organism in Eukaryota, Metazoa, Chordata, Actinopteri, Pleuronectiformes, Soleidae. Gene Ontology annotation, molecular function: DNA-binding transcription factor activity, RNA polymerase II-specific; protein dimerization activity; RNA polymerase II transcription regulatory region sequence-specific DNA binding. The transcript is spliced from 2 exons. Gene Ontology annotation, biological process: skeletal muscle tissue development; regulation of transcription by RNA polymerase II. Bases 277 to 789 code for a protein of 170 amino acids. The record is from RefSeq and is a predicted model, not a curated record.